Messenger RNA from Tetrapisispora phaffii CBS 4417, 1293 nucleotides. It is a transcript of the gene SMK1, whose product is annotated as mitogen-activated protein kinase SMK1. Bases 1 to 1293 code for a protein of 430 amino acids. Gene Ontology annotation, molecular function: protein serine/threonine kinase activity; ATP binding. Gene Ontology annotation, cellular component: cytoplasm; nucleus. NCBI's taxonomy places the organism in Eukaryota, Fungi, Ascomycota, Saccharomycetes, Saccharomycetales, Saccharomycetaceae. The record is from RefSeq and is a predicted model, not a curated record. Gene Ontology annotation, biological process: intracellular signal transduction; protein phosphorylation. The transcript has a single exon.
AUGAACAAUCUAAUUGGCGAUGGGGCUAGAGGGUCUAUAAACAACUACUUCUAUAAGACUAAACUGGAGCUUCCAUUAUACGAUAUUAAAAAUUCGAAGAAGCCUACUGAGCAAAUCGAAGGUCCUAGGGUUCCAAGGACAAUACAUGAAAGUUCAAAAGUUAGCUUGCCUCAAAGAUACGAAGUGGUUCAAGUUUUAGGAAAGGGUUCAUAUGGAAUAGUUUGCUCAGUUAGGGACCUGAAUAGCAAUACAAACAAUGCCUUAUUGGCAGUUAAGAAGAUAACAAAUAUUUUUUAUAAGGAGAUUUUAAUAAAGAGGGCCAUCCGAGAAUUGAAAUUCAUCAAAUAUUUUAGAGGACAUAAGAAUAUCGUUAGUCUUCUGGAUGUCGAUAUCGUAUUAGAUGCCCCGUAUGAUGGACUAUAUUGUUAUCAAGAACUUAUUGACUAUGACCUGGCAAAAGUUGUCCAUUCUUCUGUGCUGCUGACGGAGUUUCAUAUCAAGUAUUUCUUUUAUCAGAUCUUGUGUGGUCUCAAGUAUAUCCACUCCGCAGAUGUACUUCAUAGAGACUUGAAACCGGGAAAUAUACUAUGUACACUAAACGGGACGUUAAAGAUAUGCGAUUUUGGCUUAGCAAGAGGAAUAUCACAAACUGUUCUACAGAAAGCUAACAGACAAAAUUCGACAAACGAACCAGUUCAGUAUUACAAUCUGGAUAUAACGAACUAUGUGGCCACUAGAUGGUACAGAGCUCCAGAAUUGAUACUGUCGCACAACGAGUACGAUAAGUCUAUAGAUAUUUGGUCGUGUGGAUGCAUUCUUGCCGAAUUCUAUGGUCGAAAACCCGUGUUCAUGGGGAAAGACGCCAUGCAUCAAAUAUUCGAAAUUAUUAAAGUAAUUGGGUCUCCAUCCAAAGAGUUAUUAGAAACAUAUGGCUCGUCGAAAUCUUGGACAGUGUACAAUUCGAAUAUGAUCAACUAUAAAAAGAAAGAGUGGUCUGAAGUUUAUCCACAUGCAACCGCCCAAGCCACUGAUCUAAUGGAAAAUUUAAUGAAAUGGGUUUCAAAAGACAGGUACACAGUAGAGGAAGCAAUUGAACACCCGUUUUUAUCAGACGUGAGAAACAAAGAUGACGAACCCAUUUGUCCUUAUGGAGAAUUCGAUUUUUUAUACGAGUACGAGUUGCAUUCGAUGCAAGAUCUAAGGAAUUAUCUUGUUAAUGAAGUCAACACCUUCAAGUCAGAAAAGAAAAUAAUAUUCAAUAAAUCCCACUCUAGAUCACAAAUGACAAUUUAA